Fukomys damarensis (Damara mole-rat) is the source of this 1160-nucleotide messenger RNA. RefSeq names its product CD79a molecule (gene Cd79a). The transcript has 5 exons. Gene Ontology annotation, biological process: B cell receptor signaling pathway; B cell differentiation. Gene Ontology annotation, molecular function: transmembrane signaling receptor activity. The record is from RefSeq and is a predicted model, not a curated record. Gene Ontology annotation, cellular component: external side of plasma membrane; B cell receptor complex; membrane. The coding region runs from base 206 to 877 and encodes 223 amino acids. NCBI's taxonomy places the organism in Eukaryota, Metazoa, Chordata, Mammalia, Rodentia, Bathyergidae.
AGCUGUGCCUCGGGGGAAUUGUGGCCGCCACAGGUGCAGAAGCAGUUCCCCCGACUGGCCUGACUCUACUGCCAGGGGCUGCCCAAAGGGCCCAGCAGUGAGGGCCACUGGAGCCCAUCUCCGGCAGGGCUGGGCAGGAAGCAGGGUGGGGUUUGGGGUGGAAUCUGCCUGCUGCAACCCAGACUCAUCAACCUACUGGAAGAAGAUGCCUGGGGGCACAGGAGUUUCCCGAGCUCUGCGGGUCACCAUUCUCUGCUUUCUAUCUGCAGCCAGCUUGGGACCUGGGUGCCAGGCCACCCUACGGGUGCACAGUGGCCUAACAUCAGUGACAGUGAGCACUGGGGAUGAGGCCCACCUCCAGUGCCUGAACAAUGGCAACAACUCCAACAUCACGUGGUGGCACAUCCUCCAGGGCAACUAUACAGGGAUCCCAGUGUUAGUGGGUCACACUCACGGCCAAAGGGGCGAGUGGGUCAUCCCAAAUGUGAACAAGAGCCACGGGGGCAUGUACCGCUGCCGAGUGGAAGCUGGGGGGACAGCACUGCAUUCCUGUGGCACCUACCUUCGAGUGCGUGAGCCACUCCCCAGACCCUUCCUGGAUAUGGGAGAGGGCACCAAGAAUCGCAUCAUCACAGCCGAAGGGAUCAUCCUGCUGUUCUGUGCUGUGGUGCCCGGGACGCUGCUGCUGUUCAGGAAGCGCUGGCAGAACGAGAAGUUUGGGGUGGACCCCCGGGAUGACUGUGAAGAUGAAAACCUUUAUGAGGGCCUGAACCUCGAUGACUGCUCCAUGUACGAAGACAUCUCCCGCGGCCUCCAGGGCACCUACCAGGAUGUGGGAAGCCUCCACAUUGGAGAUGUCCAGCUGGAGAAGCCAUGACCACCCCCUCACACAUGUCGGGAGGCCCCUGCCUGCUUUACACCCACCUCCAAGGUCUCCUCGCACCCGGAACAGUCUCUCAGCUCCUCCCCGGGAGCUUCCGCCUGGAGUGUCCCAAUCCCCACCUAAAGCAGUCCUCCCGCUGUUGUCUUUCCCAGGCUCCCUCCCUAGUGGGUAAUGAGCCCUUAAUCGCUGCCUCUAGGGGAGCUGAUUGCGGCAGCCUCCUUAGUGUCCCCCCUCCCCCCAGAUCUGUCACGGCCACUUAGUGAUAAUAAAUCCUCCU